Messenger RNA from Mercurialis annua (annual mercury), 2626 nucleotides. Its product is annotated as mitochondrial import receptor subunit TOM20-like. The transcript is spliced from 8 exons. The coding region runs from base 101 to 826 and encodes 241 amino acids. Gene Ontology annotation, molecular function: protein binding. Gene Ontology annotation, cellular component: mitochondrial outer membrane translocase complex. The record is from RefSeq and is a predicted model, not a curated record. NCBI's taxonomy places the organism in Eukaryota, Viridiplantae, Streptophyta, Magnoliopsida, Malpighiales, Euphorbiaceae. Gene Ontology annotation, biological process: protein insertion into mitochondrial outer membrane.
AAAAUACACAAAGCAAACCAAAAGUUCCCACUUUUUUCUUAAACCCUCUCCAUCAACAAAACCCUAUAGCUAAAACUAAAACUGUAUCAGAAAAUCGGCAAUGGAAUUCACUCAAGAAGACGCCGAUUGCAUGAUUAACGCAGAGUACGGUCGAAGUAUGGCUGAAACUGCUUACGCCAUUAAUCCUCUCGACGUGGAUAAUCUGAUUAAGUGGGGUGGAGCUUUGAUAGAAUUGUCGCAAUUUCAGCCUCUUAACGAUGCACAAAAGAUGUUAAACGAGGCUGUCUCAAAAUUUGAAGAGGCUUUGGCUAUAAAUCCUAGAAACGCUGAGACAUUAUGGUGCUUUGGGAGCGCAAACGCCUCUUUUGGAUUUUUAACUGACGACAUUGUUAAAGCAAAGCCUUAUUUUGAUAAGGCAACUGAAUAUUUUCAGCAAGCUGUAGAUGAGGACCCGAACAACGAGCUCUACCGCAAAUCCUUGGAUGCCAGCUUAAGGGCGCCAAAGCUCCACGAUAUGAUACAUAAUCCGAGCCAAGAAACAUAUAAGCAAGGAUAUAUGGGUGGAACAGGGGAUGCUGGAGACCCUCGUGCUCAGCAAGGAGAUAUGGGUGGAACAGGAGGUGCUGGAGACCCUCCUGCACAGCAAGGAGAUAUGGGUGGAGCAGGAGGCGCUGGAGACGCUCUUGCACCUUCAAAGACAGAGGUUUCCAUGAAGAAUAAGAUGAAAAGUACAUUUGGAUCUCCUAUUUUUUUAUGCACAGUCCUUGCAGUUGGAGUUGUUGCUUGUGUGAGAUUUGCGAGACCCAACGUUACUUCUGCUAAUUGAUAAGCCCUAAAGUAAAUAAGUCAUUGCUUUCCUGGACCUUCACAUAUAGAUAGAUUAUUUUUAUUCCAAACAGGAAGAUAUGUAGUCCAUUGACUUAUCAUGUGGUAUUCAAUCCACAUUGUUUUUUGAAUUUUUUUGUUCAUAAUUUCUAUGUUAGCUAUAAAUUAUUCUUGGGAAAAUUUGAUGUAUUAGCAUAUGUUGCAAUCCUUUAUGGCCUCCUUUGUUAUUUUUUCAUUUGUUCUGCUAGGUAUUUAAUCAAACAGUGCUUCCCUAUGAAAAAAUUAUGGGAAAGCAUUGAUUUGAUUUUGGUUGGCUGGAGAUGGCCAUGUAACCUGUAUCUGUUUUUUUGUUUACCAUUUGAUUGUUAGAUUGAUGAGUGGAAUUAUCGGAAUUAGCGUUUACUUGGCUCAUUUUCUACUAUGUCGUAUGGUUACUUCUUAAACGGUGAGGUCUUUUCUAUAUACCGGAGCCCCUCCUUUAUUUAAUCACUUGGCUAGGGUUACAUUUUGUACAGCUCUUUCCAUAAGAGAGAGAGAGAGAAAGAGAGAUGGAAUCCUCUUUUGUUACUCUCGAGUUCUCUCAUUUAGUAUGGGAGCUAUACACGGAAUUAAUCUAAACAUUGAAAGCACAAAACAGAUAUUAUACUGUAAUUUGAUAUUUUCUGCAGGAUUAUUUACUGAUUACCAUGGGAAUGUAGGUAUCUAAUUUUCUUAAGGUGUUCUAUUGCUGCUCUAUUAAUGUAGUGCCUUCUGCUGCUACAUAUCUUGCACAUGUAAAUUAAUGUUUGAUUUGCCUGUUAGAAGAUCACCUCAGACAAACAAUCUUUAAUGUUCUCUAAGAUCCCUAUUUGUUAUCAUGUGCCUUUAGCAGAUAAGAUCCUGAAUCUAUUUUUAACUUGUCUUUUACGGCAUACAUUUCUUGGUUACAUUUGUGUUUCUGUGCUUCUUGAGUAUUGCCGCAUGAGUACUGGCAGUCCAUUAUGGGAAUCCUUUCUCAUAAACCACUAAAUAAAUCUUCUAAGCUAAAGCCCUAUUUCCUGGAAUCAACAUGUUGAAUGAAUCUGUUUUUACCAAAAGAUCCUAGCUGCACAGUAGUCAACAUUUGACAUCUUGUCAAUCCCAUGCUUAUUUAUGUUUCUAUAUGAGCUUCUUUUAUAUUUUAUUUUAUUUUUUUGAGCCGUUGUUUCAUCUCACGUAUUUGCUCAGGGUGACAGAGGAUAGUUGGUAGCUUUCUUAGUAAUCAUUAAAAUAUCCAGUUAUUUUGAAAUUCUUCACCAAAAGUGGAAAUUCCAACUUUUAACAAUAAGGUGUCUGUAAAUUUGAAGCUCGGUUCAGAUCCAUAUCUGCUGUUAAUGACACUCAUUAGAGAUUCCAGUGGAUUCCAGUUUUAGCAGUGGAGGUCAAAUUCAAGGAUGUUAUCUUUUUCUACCUCAGGUCCACCACUUUCUCUUAUUGGAAUGGAGUGCUGGAUAAAGCUGACAAAUCCACACGCGACGUCUUUCUACUAGAGGAAACAAAUCUUUGCAAAGUAAAUCUUAGGGAUGUUUCAAGACUCCAGAGAUUCAACCAGCUGCAAAAGCGACUCGCCUUUAUGCAGUUGGUAAUUCCAUCCUGUUUCGUUGAUUUUCGUUGGUCGAUUUUCUAUAUAUAUUGUCUGUCAUAUUGUUGUUUUUGUUUCAGUGCCAAUUAGAAUCUCUAUAUUUUCCCAUCCAGCAGCUUCUGCAAAAGCAGUAAACUACCUAGUGGGGUUGUUUCUAUAUUUGAUCAAGGUACACUUUUAAUAAAGUUGAUUUAUUUUAUA